GGCGGCGGCAGCGGCUGAGGCGGCUGCGGGAGCGGAGCGGUCGCCAGGCGCGCGGGGGGUCGCCGGCCGCACUCCGGUGCAGGCGCUGUGCAGUGAGACAGUAAAUGCAUCCGCCGUGCGCUGCUGCAGGGUAACAUCUGGACUGGGCUCCUGUUCGGCCGCCCGCAAGUUCCUGGAUCGACUUGGCGAAAACAAUCACUCCAACUUAUUCUGAUCUCUGCUGAUCACAAAGAAACACAGCUGGGAAGAACUUUAAAGUCUACUGACAUUCAGAGGUCAGGUGGAAUGUUUGUUUGACUUUCCUUUAAAAAAAAAAAAUCAGUGUCCAACCCCCAGUUUAAUCAAGAUGUUCAUCAUUUCAUCCAUUGGAAACCAAUAGAAGGCAGGUAUCGCUGCUGAAGUCUUCUCAGAUGCUUCAGGAUAUCUUCAGGGAAAUCGACUACAUAAACUGAGAAUUUAGACAUUCUAAGUGAGCGUCCUCAAGUCAUCUGGAAAAAUGGUGGCCCUGUCCUUAAAGAUUUGUGUCCGCCACUGCAACGUGGUGAAGACCAUGCAGUUUGAACCAUCGACGGCGGUGUACGAUGCAUGUCGAGUCAUUCGGGAACGGGUACCCGAGGCACAAACUGGCCAAGCUUCUGACUAUGGGCUGUUUCUCUCGGAUGAAGACCCCAGGAAAGGAAUUUGGCUGGAAGCAGGCAGAACACUGGAUUACUACAUGUUGCGAAAUGGGGAUAUUUUGGAAUAUAAAAAAAAACAGAGACCUCAGAAAAUUCGGAUGCUGGAUGGAUCUGUGAAAACAGUGAUGGUGGAUGACUCCAAGACUGUUGGGGAACUCCUGGUUACUAUUUGCAGCAGGAUAGGAAUUACAAACUAUGAAGAAUACUCUUUAAUCCAAGAAACAAUUGAAGAAAAGAAAGAAGAAGGAACGGGUACAUUAAAAAAAGACAGGACGCUGUUACGAGACGAGAGGAAGAUGGAGAAGUUGAAGGCCAAGCUUCACACGGAUGAUGACCUAAAUUGGCUGGAUCACAGCCGAACGUUCAGAGAACAAGGAGUAGAUGAAAAUGAAACGUUGCUGCUUAGACGGAAGUUCUUUUACUCUGAUCAGAAUGUGGACUCGAGAGACCCUGUGCAGCUGAACUUGCUCUAUGUUCAGGCUCGGGAUGAUAUCCUGAAUGGCUCCCACCCUGUCUCCUUCGAGAAAGCUUGUGAGUUUGGUGGAUUUCAAGCCCAGAUUCAGUUUGGACCUCAUGUGGAGCAUAAACACAAGCCUGGAUUCUUAGAUCUUAAGGAAUUCCUGCCCAAAGAAUACAUCAAGCAGAGAGGAGCUGAAAAGAGAAUAUUUCAGGAGCACAAGAACUGUGGAGAGAUGAACGAAAUAGAAGCCAAGGUCAAGUAUGUCAAACUCGCCCGGUCUCUCCGGACGUACGGUGUGUCCUUCUUCCUGGUGAAGGAAAAGAUGAAAGGCAAGAACAAGCUGGUGCCUCGCCUGCUGGGGAUCACCAAGGACUCGGUGAUGCGCGUGGAUGAAAAGACCAAGGAAGUGCUGCAGGAGUGGCCACUCACCACGGUCAAGCGCUGGGCAGCCUCACCCAAGAGCUUCACACUGGAUUUUGGGGAGUAUCAGGAAAGCUACUAUUCAGUACAAACCACUGAGGGAGAGCAAAUAUCCCAGCUGAUUGCAGGCUACAUUGACAUCAUCCUCAAAAAGAAACAAAGUAAAGAUAGAUUUGGACUAGAGGGCGAUGAGGAGUCAACUAUGUUAGAAGAGUCCGUUUCCCCCAAAAAGUCCACCAUCUUGCAGCAGCAGUUCAAUCGCACCGGGAAGGUGGAGCAUGGUUCAGUGGCAUUGCCGGCCGUGAUGCGCUCCGGCUCCAGCGGGCCUGAGACCUUCAACGUUGGAAGCAUGCCCUCCCCACAGCAGCAGGUCAUGGUUGGACAGAUGCACCGAGGCCACAUGCCCCCGCUGACCUCGGCCCAGCAGGCCCUCAUGGGGACCAUCAACACGAGCAUGCACGCUGUCCAGCAGGCCCAGGAUGACCUCAGUGAACUUGACUCCCUGCCGCCUCUUGGCCAGGAUAUGGCGUCUAGGGUAUGGGUUCAGAAUAAAGUCGACGAAUCCAAACAUGAAAUCCACUCUCAAGUCGAUGCCAUCACAGCUGGAACAGCUUCAGUUGUUAACCUCACAGCCGGUGACCCUGCAGACACCGACUACACUGCUGUGGGAUGUGCCAUCACCACCAUUUCUUCCAACCUGACGGAGAUGUCCAAGGGUGUGAAGCUGUUGGCGGCCCUCAUGGACGAUGAAGUAGGCAGUGGGGAGGAUUUGCUCAGAGCUGCAAGGACCCUCGCCGGGGCCGUGUCGGAUUUACUGAAAGCUGUGCAGCCGACUUCUGGUGAGCCUCGACAGACAGUAUUGACCGCCGCUGGAAGCAUUGGACAAGCCAGUGGAGAUCUUCUGCGGCAGAUCGGAGAGAAUGAGACUGAUGAGCGAUUCCAGGACGUCUUAAUGAGUUUGGCCAAAGCUGUUGCCAAUGCUGCUGCCAUGUUGGUACUAAAGGCAAAGAAUGUUGCCCAAGUGGCUGAGGACACAGUACUACAGAACAGGGUGAUUGCUGCCGCCACCCAGUGCGCCCUCUCCACCUCCCAGCUUGUGGCGUGUGCCAAGGUCGUGAGCCCCACCAUCAGCUCCCCUGUGUGCCAGGAGCAGCUGAUUGAAGCAGGGAAGCUCGUGGACCGCUCAGUAGAGAACUGCGUCCACGCCUGCCAGGCAGCCACCGACGACACUGAGCUGCUGAAGCAGGUCAGCGCGGCGGCCAGUGUGGUCAGCCAGGCCCUCCACGAUCUCCUGCAGCAUGUGCGACAGUUCGCCAGCCGAGGCGAGCCCAUUGGUCGCUAUGACCAGGCCACCGACACCAUCAUGUGUGUCACCGAGAGCAUCUUCAGCUCCAUGGGCGAUGCUGAAGAUUCCGAUGCCUACUUCCGGGGAGCUGCAGCCAACCCUGAGAACGAGGACCAGCAGCAAAGGCUGAGAGAAGCUGCAGAAGGUCUCCGGGUGGCAACCAACGCCGCAGCCCAGAAUGCUAUUAAGAAAAAAAUCGUCAACCGACUGGAGGUUGCAGCCAAGCAGGCUGCAGCUGCAGCCACACAGACCAUCGCCGCCUCCCAGAACGCGGCCGUGUCCAACAAGAACCCCGCGGCCCAGCAGCAGCUGGUCCAGAGCUGCAAGGCGGUGGCUGAUCACAUCCCUCAGCUGGUCCAGGGGGUCAGAGGGAGCCAAGCCCAAGCAGAAGAUCUCAGUGCCCAGCUGGCACUCAUCAUCUCCAGCCAGAACUUCCUCCAGCCUGGAAGCAAGAUGGUGUCCUCUGCUAAAGCCGCAGUGCCCACUGUCAGUGACCAGGCUGCGGCCAUGCAGCUGAGCCAGUGUGCCAAGAACCUUGCCACCAGCUUGGCAGAGCUGCGUACCGCCUCGCAGAAGGCCCAUGAAGCCUGUGGUCCCAUGGAAAUCGAUUCAGCACUGAGCACCGUGCAGACCCUGAAGAGUGAACUGCAGGAUGCCAAGAUGGCUGCCGUGGAGAGUCAGCUGAAGCCACUCCCAGGGGAGACGCUGGAAAAAUGUGCUCAGGACCUGGGAAGUACAUCUAAAGCAGUGGGCUCCUCCAUGGCGCAGCUCCUGACCUGUGCUGCUCAAGGCAAUGAGCACUACACAGGGGUGGCUGCUCGAGAGACGGCCCAAGCUCUGAAAACGCUGGCCCAGGCUGCCCGGGGGGUGGCUGCAUCUACGAGUGACCCUGCGGCUGUGCAUGCCAUGUUAGAUUCUGCCCGGGACGUGAUGGAGGGCUCGGCCAUGCUCAUCCAAGAAGCCAAGCAGGCCCUGAUCGCACCUGGAGAUGCGGAGAGUCAGCAGAGACUAGCCCAGGUGGCCAAAGCCGUCUCUCACUCCUUGAAUAACUGCGUGAAUUGCCUCCCUGGGCAGAAGGAUGUGGACGUGGCCUUGAAGAGCAUCGGGGAGUCGAGCAAGAAGCUGCUGGUGGACUCGUUACCUCCGAGCACGAAGCCUUUCCAGGAAGCCCAGAGUGAACUGAACCAAGCAGCGGCCGAUCUGAACCAGUCUGCAGGGGAGGUGGUCCAUGCCACUCGGGGCCAGAGCGGAGAGCUGGCCGCAGCCUCCGGGAAGUUCAGUGAUGAUUUCGAUGAAUUCCUCGAUGCCGGCAUUGAGAUGGCGGGCCAGGCUCAGACGAAAGAAGACCAGAUCCAAGUGAUAGGGAACCUCAAGAACAUCUCGAUGGCAUCCAGCAAGCUGCUGUUAGCUGCCAAGUCUCUCUCUGUAGACCCAGGAGCACCCAAUGCGAAAAACCUCCUGGCCGCAGCUGCAAGAGCUGUGACGGAGAGCAUCAAUCAGCUCAUCACUCUGUGCACCCAGCAAGCUCCUGGCCAGAAGGAAUGUGAUAACGCCCUGCGGGAGCUGGAGACUGUCAAGGGGAUGUUGGACAAUCCCAAUGAACCUGUUAGUGACCUCUCUUACUUUGACUGCAUCGAGAGUGUAAUGGAAAACUCCAAGGUUCUGGGUGAGUCGAUGGCAGGGAUUUCACAGAAUGCCAAGACCGGGGACCUCCCUGCUUUUGGGGAGUGUGUAGGGAUUGCGUCCAAGGCUCUCUGUGGGCUGACGGAGGCUGCAGCCCAGGCUGCAUACCUUGUUGGCAUCUCUGAUCCGAACAGCCAGGCAGGCCAUCAGGGCCUUGUGGACCCCAUCCAGUUUGCCAGGGCAAACCAGGCUAUCCAGAUGGCAUGCCAGAACCUGGUGGACCCCGGCAGCAGCCCGUCACAGGUUCUGUCAGCCGCCACGAUUGUCGCCAAGCACACCUCAGCCUUGUGCAACGCCUGCCGCAUCGCCUCAUCCAAGACGGGCAACCCUGUGGCCAAGAGGCACUUUGUCCAGUCAGCCAAGGAAGUUGCCAACAGCACUGCCAACCUGGUGAAGACCAUCAAGGCUCUGGAUGGGGAUUUCUCUGAGGACAACCGCAACAAGUGUCGAAUUGCCACCGCCCCCUUGAUCGAAGCCGUGGAGAACUUGACGGCGUUCGCCUCCAACCCUGAGUUUGUCAGCAUUCCUGCCCAGAUCAGCUCCGAGGGCUCCCAGGCACAAGAACCAAUCCUGGUGUCAGCCAAGACCAUGCUGGAGAGCUCAUCAUACCUCAUCCGCACUGCACGCUCACUGGCCAUCAACCCCAAAGACCCGCCCACCUGGUCCGUGUUAGCGGGACAUUCCCACACCGUUUCUGACUCUAUAAAGAGUCUCAUCACGUCUAUCAGGGACAAGGCCCCUGGACAGAGGGAAUGUGACUACUCCAUUGACAGCAUCAACCGGUGCAUCCGAGACAUCGAGCAGGCCUCGCUGGCGGCUGUCAGCCAGAGCUUGGCCACGAGGGACGACAUCUCCGUGGAGGCCCUGCAGGAGCAGCUGACUUCAGUGGUCCAGGAAAUCGGGCACCUAAUCGAUCCCAUUGCCACAGCAGCUCGAGGAGAAGCAGCUCAGCUGGGACAUAAGGUGACACAACUGGCGAGCUACUUCGAGCCCUUGAUCUUAGCUGCAGUGGGUGUCGCCUCCAAGAUUCUGGACCAUCAGCAGCAGAUGACAGUGCUGGACCAGACCAAGACGCUUGCAGAGUCUGCCCUACAGAUGUUGUACGCAGCCAAGGAAGGCGGAGGAAACCCCAAGGCACAGCACACCCACGAUGCCAUCACGGAGGCCGCCCAGCUCAUGAAGGAGGCCGUGGACGACAUCAUGGUGACGCUGAAUGAAGCUGCCAGUGAAGUGGGGCUGGUGGGAGGCAUGGUCGAUGCCAUCGCAGAAGCCAUGAGCAAGCUGGAUGAAGGCACUCCUCCAGAACCAAAGGGGACGUUUGUCGACUAUCAGACGACAGUGGUUAAAUACUCCAAAGCCAUUGCGGUAACAGCUCAGGAAAUGAUGACUAAGUCGGUUACUAACCCGGAGGAAUUGGGAGGACUGGCUUCACAAAUGACCAGUGACUAUGGGCACCUGGCUCUCCAGGGCCAGAUGGCAGCAGCCACGGCGGAACCAGAGGAGAUCGGCUUCCAGAUUCGCACGCGGGUGCAGGACCUGGGCCACGGCUGCAUCUUCCUGGUGCAGAAGGCGGGGGCCCUCCAGGUGUGCCCCACGGACAGCUACACCAAAAGGGAGCUGAUCGAGUGUGCCCGCGCGGUCACAGAGAAGGUGUCCUUGGUGCUAUCAGCUCUCCAAGCUGGGAACAAGGGGACCCAGGCAUGUAUCACAGCUGCCACUGCUGUGUCUGGGAUCAUCGCCGACCUGGACACCACCAUCAUGUUUGCGACUGCAGGGACCCUGAACGCAGAGAACAACGAGACCUUUGCAGACCACCGGGAGAACAUUCUGAAGACAGCCAAGGCCUUGGUGGAAGACACGAAAUUGCUGGUUUCGGGGGCUGCAUCCACUCCAGACAAGCUGGCCCAGGCAGCCCAGUCCUCGGCAGCCACCAUCACCCAGCUCGCCGAGGUGGUCAAGCUGGGGGCUGCCAGCCUGGGCUCUGACGACCCCGAGACCCAGGUGGUGUUGAUCAAUGCCAUCAAAGACGUGGCUAAGGCCCUCUCGGAUCUCAUUGGUGCUACCAAGGGAGCUGCCAGCAAGCCUGCCGAUGACCCCUCCAUGUACCAGCUCAAGGGAGCCGCCAAGGUGAUGGUGACCAAUGUCACCUCCCUCCUCAAGACCGUGAAGGCGGUGGAGGACGAGGCCACCCGGGGCACACGGGCGCUUGAGGCCACCAUCGAGUACAUGAAGCAGGAGCUCACGGUAUUCCAGUCCAAAGAGGUACCUGAAAAGACAUCAUCACCUGAAGAAUCCAUCAGGAUGACCAAAGGCAUCACCAUGGCAACAGCCAAAGCCGUGGCAGCUGGGAACUCGUGUCGACAGGAGGACGUGAUUGCCACCGCCAACCUGAGCCGGAAGGCCGUGUCAGAUAUGUUGACGGCUUGCAAGCAAGCAUCCUAUCACCCCGACGUCAGUGAGGAGGUGCGCUCCAGAGCGUUGCGGUACGGGACGGAGUGCACCCUCGGCUACCUGGACCUUCUGGAGCACGUCUUGGUGAUUCUUCAGAAACCAACCCCAGAACUCAAGCACCAGCUGGCUGCUUUCUCCAAGCGCGUGGCCGGUGCCGUGACCGAGCUCAUCCAGGCAGCGGAGGCCAUGAAAGGAACAGAGUGGGUGGAUCCAGAAGACCCAACCGUCAUUGCAGAAACAGAAUUACUGGGGGCUGCAGCAUCCAUUGAGGCUGCUGCUAAGAAGUUAGAGCAGCUGAAGCCAAGAGCAAAACCAAAACAAGCGGAUGAGACCCUGGAUUUUGAAGAACAGAUCUUGGAAGCUGCUAAAUCCAUUGCUGCUGCCACAAGUGCCCUGGUCAAAUCGGCCUCGGCAGCCCAGAGGGAGCUGGUGGCCCAAGGAAAGGUGGGCUCCAUCCCUGCCAACGCCGCAGAUGACGGACAAUGGUCACAGGGCCUGAUUUCUGCCGCCCGGAUGGUGGCAGCUGCGACCAGCAGUCUCUGCGAGGCAGCUAAUGCCUCUGUGCAGGGGCACGCCAGUGAGGAGAAGCUCAUCUCAUCCGCCAAGCAGGUCGCCGCAUCCACGGCUCAGCUGCUUGUAGCCUGCAAGGUGAAGGCUGAUCAGGAUUCGGAGGCCAUGAGGCGGCUACAGGCAGCAGGAAAUGCUGUGAAAAGAGCCUCAGACAAUCUUGUGCGUGCAGCCCAGAAGGCAGCAUUUGGCAAAGCUGAUGAUGAUGAUGUUGUAGUGAAAACAAAGUUUGUAGGGGGCAUUGCUCAGAUCAUCGCCGCCCAGGAGGAAAUGCUGAAGAAAGAGCGAGAAUUGGAAGAAGCAAGGAAAAAACUAGCCCAGAUCCGCCAACAGCAGUAUAAAUUCCUACCCACUGAGCUGAGGGAGGACGAAGGCUAAGGCCAGAGCCAAGAGGGUGCACCCAAGGGGCCGGCCGCGCAAGAACUGGAUGGACAGCCGUCCUGAGGGGCCAGGCACCACCCUGGAACUGCCCACCUCCCCCUGGGGUGAGCCGGGAGCCCUGAGCUUUCCUGCUCACUCCUCUGUCCUGUCGGGCACCAGCUGCAUGAUGGUGAUGUCACGCGGUACAGUGUGUUCCGCCCACAGCUCCUCUGCCACCUCCCCCAACCCCGCCUCACUGUAUCUCAGGAGAGAGGGGCGCGGGUUCACGGACUGGUACCAGAAAGGAGGAGUCAGUAUUACAUCGUCCUCAGACACUCGCGCUUCUGUUGGUCCUUCCCUGGGCCUGCUGUGAAAUCUGAAUAGGAAAAAAAAACAAAAAAACAAACAGCUCGGGGGAAAUCCUUGAUGCCAUAGCUACUCAAAGAUACUCUUCUUCCUCUCAGGAGAAGAUGGACGUUGGAGUUGGACACGGUUAAUAAAGGCCAGAAACAUAAACCAGUGUGGACUCCAGGAGGGCAACUCGGGUCCUCCUGCUGUGUCUCAAGCACUGGCUCACCCAGAGGGUGAAGAAUUCCUGCUCCUGUUUGCACGCUUUCUUGCCUCAGUGUGUAAGCUCCUUGUACAAUCUAGACCCAACUUGUAUUCUGUGGCCCAGAAAAUCGAAUGAUUUUUUUUUUCCUCCAUAAUCCAAAGGGGCAGAGGUAUGGGGGACUGGUAGGGCUCAGUGAGCAGGGGCUGUAAUAAAAUGCGUGGGCUCCUUA
Physeter macrocephalus (sperm whale) is the source of this 8745-nucleotide messenger RNA. It is a transcript of the gene TLN2, whose product is annotated as talin 2. Gene Ontology annotation, cellular component: plasma membrane; ruffle; cytoskeleton. The record is from RefSeq and is a predicted model, not a curated record. NCBI's taxonomy places the organism in Eukaryota, Metazoa, Chordata, Mammalia, Artiodactyla, Physeteridae. Gene Ontology annotation, biological process: cell-cell adhesion. The coding region runs from base 497 to 7981 and encodes 2494 amino acids. Gene Ontology annotation, molecular function: actin filament binding; integrin binding; structural constituent of cytoskeleton. The transcript is spliced from 60 exons.